This is a messenger RNA of Homalodisca vitripennis (glassy-winged sharpshooter), 1078 nucleotides long. RefSeq lists its product as uncharacterized. The record is from RefSeq and is a predicted model, not a curated record. Bases 112 to 660 code for a protein of 182 amino acids. NCBI's taxonomy places the organism in Eukaryota, Metazoa, Arthropoda, Insecta, Hemiptera, Cicadellidae. The transcript has 2 exons.
GUCACUUAGUCUUAAUGUAAGUGGUUCAUUCAAUUGAAUGUUAUUAAAAUAUCAAGAUCUACAAUAUGAUUAAAAUCAGUAUAAACACAUUUAAUUGGAGAUGUCUACAUAAUGGGUUAUGUGCAGAACCUGUUCAUUCUACUGCUGCUAGUAAAGACUAGCGUGUUAGAGGAGUAUGAGCGUUUUAGCAUAAAGGAAGAAAAGCAGGAUCCACACCCAUUGGUGAAUCUAGGAAACAGUCUGAAUCACCGUUUGACCACAUUAUCAAGUCCUCAUGGAAUUUUACUUGUCAAGGACCUACGGAAUUACUACAACCUUCUGUCAGAUGUGUACAGGCUCCUGACCCGCAAAGAUGGGGCUGAGAUUGUAAAAGGAUUUAAGGUGUACAAUGAGCUCGAGAAACAAGGUGGACCUACCCAUCUUAAUGUCACUUUUGACUUCUUUAAAUUGAAACGAAAAUAUAACUGGGCAGACAGUGUGGAAGUACAGGAUGUCAAAGAGAUCAUGUUACUGACCAAGGAGUUAUGGGAAGAUAUCCAGGACCGGGUAGUUCACCUGCGCUCCGGACGGCCAGAACCGGAACCUGUGGAAGAGUCUACCAUAGAUUGGACUCCUUUCCUACGGGAGGUCAGCUCUGGGAGCGAAGUAUCACACUAUUGAAAUGCGCUCUUUUUUAUUUAUUUACUUUUUAUUCGUUGGAAAAAACGUGAUUGCUUCAAAAUUGCAUGCAAUAUUGAUUCCUCUAGGAAGUAAAGAAAAGCUCGCUUGCAAAUGUGGAGAUUGAUUUCUACCACUAGUUACUACAAAUAAUACAUUCAGCCUAAUCAAAUCAUAUUUUCUAAUAUUGAAAAUACUAUUAGGAUGUCCAAGCAAUAGCCUACUUCAUCCUACAAGAUUAGUACUUUUAUUUUGUAAUAGUUUAGUUAUUUACCACUAGAUUAUGCUGCAAUUGUUAAGUUUAAAACCUAUUUUUAUCAUCCUGCACAAAUAACAGUUAUUAUGCUACUUUUGUCCAUAAAGUAAAUUGUUUUUAGUUACCUUAUACCAGAUAUUAAACAGCAGCAGGUGCACAGUACAA